UUAUCUACUUACUAUCUAGAUUGAUAGUGUAGUAGUAGUUCGUACCGUUCCGCGUUCGUAGUUACUAGUUUACUUUUUUACUUUUAUCUAGUUUCUCCACUCAGUAUAUUCUGUAUUAUUAUAUUCUUUGUUAUUUUAAAUACUUUCUUUCCAUCUUAUAAAUUGUUGAUUUUUGAAUAAACGUGAAUGAUAUUAUCUACUUAAAAGUUAAAUCAUGCUAUACAUGUACACUUACUCCUGAAUGUUGAUUUAAAAAUCCAAGUCAACUGUUAAGCAACGUUUCAUUUUAUAUCUAAAUAUUUUUUUCUUUUGAAGUAUCAUAAUUAUUUGAAUAAUUAAAGCGUUUAAUUCACAAUAACACAUCUAAGUCAAAUUAUUAAUGAGGACUUCUUUUUACAUAUUUAAUAUUAUAUUUUGAAUUGUGGUGUGUUAUAAACUAUUGCAAUAGAUUUUCAGAUAUUUAAAAAUAGGUCGAUAUAAUAAUAACAGUGCCAAACAGAAAUAUUUUGGUGAAGAUGCAUUUAAGUGUACUCAAUGUGGCCGUACAUAUCGUCGAAAGAAAAAUAUAUUUGGACUCAAAAUAAUGGAAAGGUAUAUAACUGCCCAAACAAGAACUGUCACCGCAAUUAUAAAACUAAACCAGUCAAGCCAUUAUUAUUCAACCCAAAAUCUGGAAGAAUGAAUAAAUAUCCUGGUCCAUCUUCGGAUGGUCUUUUUUAUUGUACAAAUCAAUGUGGUAAGAAGUAUAAAUCUAAACAAGCUAUCAGUGUACAUAUGCGUUAUGAAUGCGGUGUGAAACCUAAGUUUUACUGUCAAGAAUGUAACAAAUAUUUUAAACAGCCUGUCAGCUUCAAAGCACAUCAAAUGAAUGUCCACAAGUACGUAGUUGAGUAUACACAAUUUAAAUGUUCUAUGUAAUAUUAUACUUAUAAUAAGUUAUAAAUAAUUUUAAUUAGCUAUUUUAUUUA
Molecule: messenger RNA, 968 nt
Organism: Melanaphis sacchari
Lineage: Eukaryota; Metazoa; Arthropoda; Insecta; Hemiptera; Aphididae
Product: zinc finger protein 559-like
Exons: 4
Coding region: 535-918 (127 amino acids)
Source: RefSeq, a predicted model, not a curated record